This is a messenger RNA of Drosophila ficusphila, 960 nucleotides long. It is a transcript of the gene Lfg, whose product is annotated as protein lifeguard 1. The record is from RefSeq and is a predicted model, not a curated record. Lineage: Eukaryota; Metazoa; Arthropoda; Insecta; Diptera; Drosophilidae. Gene Ontology annotation, cellular component: membrane. The transcript is spliced from 4 exons. The coding region runs from base 113 to 847 and encodes 244 amino acids.
CAAACACCUAAGUAGCGGGGUGUUUUAAUUUUCGGGUUGGCCCCAUAGCAUUCUCUUGACCCGGCCACCUGUUCAGUAGUUCGUGUGAAUUCCAGCAAGGCGUAGCCAUAAAAUGUAUCACUACCAGCAAGGCGAUGAAACUGGCGCAUAUACAGAUGCGGAGGCCGACAAGAGCUUCGCGUUCGAUGACCAGAGCAUCCGGAAAGGGUUCAUCAGGAAGGUCUACCUUAUAUUGAUGUGCCAAUUGCUGAUCACUUUCGGUUUUGUUAGUGUGUUUACCUUCUCGAAAGCCUCACAGGAAUGGGUGCAAAAAAAUCCGGCUCUCUUCUGGAUUGCAUUGGCGGUCCUUAUUGUUACCAUGAUUUGCAUGGCUUGCUGCGAAAGUGUUCGACGCAAGACGCCUCUGAACUUCAUCUUCCUGUUUCUUUUCACCGUCGCAGAGUCCUUCCUCCUGGGAAUGGUCGCCGGGCAAUACGAAGCCGAUGAGGUCCUGAUGGCAGUUGGAAUCACGGCAGCAGUGGCACUGGGACUCACCCUGUUUGCCCUGCAGACCAAGUACGACUUUACAAUGUGCGGUGGAGUUCUGGUGGCUUGCUUGGUGGUCUUCAUCAUCUUCGGCAUCAUCGCAAUCUUUAUUCCGGGCAAGGUGAUCGGACUGGUCUAUGCCUCCCUGGGAGCUCUGCUCUUCUCCGUUUACCUGGUGUACGAUACCCAGUUGAUGCUGGGCGGCAAUCACAAGUAUUCGAUCAGUCCCGAGGAGUACAUCUUCGCCGCACUGAACCUCUACCUGGACAUCAUUAACAUCUUCAUGUACAUACUGACCAUCAUUGGUCUGUCUCGCAAUUAGACAGCCAACUAUGAUGCGUAUCCGUAGUUUCCAUUCCAGUUUUAGAGAUAUGUAACUUAAUUUUAUGUUCCCACCUUAGCCACGAAGAAAUACAGACCGACUAACUAACCCUA